Messenger RNA from Bactrocera neohumeralis, 634 nucleotides. It is a transcript of the gene Cp16, whose product is annotated as chorion protein S16. The transcript has 2 exons. Lineage: Eukaryota; Metazoa; Arthropoda; Insecta; Diptera; Tephritidae. The coding region runs from base 92 to 538 and encodes 148 amino acids. Gene Ontology annotation, biological process: multicellular organism development. The record is from RefSeq and is a predicted model, not a curated record. Gene Ontology annotation, cellular component: egg chorion.
CAUUAGUUUACCAUUUGCAGCGCCAAAACAACGCAUUAGAAGAAUUUGUGCGGAACAACGCGAUAUUACCCAAAAAAUAAGUAGUACAAAAAUGUUCCGCUUCACGGUUAGCUUCGUGAUCAUGGCUGUGUGUUUGUGCACGUCCGCGUGGGCUUCGCAAUACGGUGGCGUGGCACCGGCAGCAUCCUCGUCGUAUGGCGGCAGUGCCGCCGGCGGUGCUGCUGGCGGCUCAUCGGCCGCCCAGGUAAUUACACUGCCCGCCAAUGUUGAAGCUCAAGCUGCCGCUUUGACGAAUGCCGCCGGCGCAAAGGCGACCGCUGCCAAAAUCAAUGCCCUGAAAUGGGAUCUGCUUAACUUGUACGGCUACGAAAUCGGUUAUCCAUUGUUGGUGAAGAAGUACGGACCCUUGACUUCAUUGUUCUCUGCCUCGCUGCCACCACGCAGUUUUGUUGGCAAAAUCGAUCCCGCUUUCUUGAAAGACUCGAAUGGCAAAAUCAAACAUGUCGGUGAAAGCUCGAUCGGUGUUGUGGCAAUCUAAGAUGAUCGCGCCUAAAACGCGAAUUUAAAUUAGUGCGACUGAAACCUUAAUACUAAAAUUAGCUUGAUAAUAAAGCUAUUGUUUUUUAAGUGGAAA